UAUAUUUGGCAGGUGUGGUGAUGGAAGCCACAUGUCGCCGAUACCCCCAAGUCCUUUCCAUGCAUUAUAUUUCCAGAGGGGAGGGAGGUAGGAGCUGAGCUCUGAGCGCCUUUGCCUGUGUGCAAGGAAAAUUACAUCUUUAAACCUCUCACACACACAAAACCCUUGGAGCAGCCACUGCCGAGUCCAGUCACUCAGACUAAAGGGGGGCAGUAGGGUGGAUGCAGCCUCCUCCUCCUCCUUUUUCUCCUCAAACACAAGAAUUGCAAGUCAAGAGGGAAGAGGCUUGAGGAACAAUAAACUUUUUUUUUUUCCUGCAGAAAGGGACGAGUAACUUUUGGAAACUUUCAAGAAAAAUUACAUAGAUGCUUUAAAAGUCAUCGUCUGGGAGGAAAUCAUUAUUUGAACCCGUAAAAGGAAGAAACCAAGGUUAUCCGUGGAAACAAUGAAGGCCCUGCUUCUUAUAUGCACCUCCGUGGUUCUCUGCAAUGCCCUGCCUUUUGAGCAGAAAGGGUUCUGGGACUUUAACAUGGAUGAUGGGCUGACAAUGAUGAGGGAUGAGGCAAACGAGGAAGGCUCAGGAGUCGGUACUGUCGCUCCCGGGAAGAAGCGACCCACGGUUCUCCCACCUCUCGGCCCUCCAAUGGACUUGUGUCCCUUCGGGUGUCAGUGCCACUUGCGCGUGGUCCAAUGCUCAGACCUGGGUCUGACGAGUGUGCCCAAGGACAUUCCAAAGGACACCACCCUCUUGGACCUCCAGAACAACAAAAUUACGGAAAUUAAGAAAGAUGACUUCAAAGGACUCAGCCAACUCUAUUCCCUGGUGUUGGUCAACAACAAAAUCUCCAAAAUCAACGAGAAAGCCUUCGAGCCAUGUCAAAAUCUGCAUAAGUUGUACAUCUCUAAAAACAGCCUUGAAGAGAUCCCCAAGAGCCUGCCCAAGGCCCUGGUGGAGCUUCGUAUUCAUGAAAACAAGAUCAAGAAGAUCCCUAAAGAUGUCUUCAACGGGCUGAAAAGCAUGAACUGCAUUGAAAUGGGAGGGAACCCUCUUGAAAACGGAGGCAUCGAAGCUGGAGCCUUCAACGGUCUAAAACUCAACUACCUUCGCAUCUCCGAAGCCAAACUGUCCGGCAUUCCUAAAGGACUUCCAGCUUCUCUUAACGAGCUCCACUUGGACCACAACAAGAUUCAGGCUGUUGAGAUGGGAGAUCUUAGUUCAUUACCCAACCUAUACAGGCUGGGACUGGGAUACAAUACCAUCAGACAGGUGGAGAACGGGAGCUUGUCUUCUCUGCCCAUUCUGCGGGAACUUCACCUCGACAAUAACAAGCUCUCCAAAGUGCCCCCAGGACUGCCAGACCUGAAGUUGCUACAGGUCGUCUACCUGCACUCCAACAACAUCACCCAGGUGGGCGUCAACGACUUCUGUCCGAUCGGAUUCGGGGUGAAGCGCGCCUACUACAACGGAAUCAGCCUCUUCAACAACCCGGUGCCCUACUGGGAGGUGCAGCCCGCCACUUUCCGCUGCGUCACCGACCGCCUGGCCAUCCAGUUCGGCAACUACAGGAAGUAGAACUGUGCAAAACGCG
Molecule: messenger RNA, 1589 nt
Organism: Nanorana parkeri
Lineage: Eukaryota; Metazoa; Chordata; Amphibia; Anura; Dicroglossidae
Gene: BGN
Product: biglycan
Exons: 8
Coding region: 446-1573 (375 amino acids)
Molecular function (GO): protein binding
Source: RefSeq, a predicted model, not a curated record